AUGCGUUAUGUCUCGCCACAGAAACUUACGGAGAUUGAAUUCGGAUGUUCUUUAGCCAACCAGUUCUUUUAUGGUGCGGGUCACGCGGAUAAUGCUUUUGUGCCAGCCUUUACAAAAACUCCUCUCAAUGUAACGGAGGAAGAAUUUCCGGACCAAGAUGAGACGUUAGCUGCCGAUGGUGCACCGGUACGCAAUGAAAAUGAAGACGCCUCAAUGCUGGAGUUACAGUUUGACGACCUAAUCCUCGAAGGUGGAGCUGACCGAGUGGCUUCCCAAGGGUCGACUGCAGUGAAGCAACCGACAACCGCUCUUUCAGAACAGGCCCAAGUUUUGCCAACCCCCACUCCUCAACGUCCCCUUUCUGAAGUACUUCAUAAACCGGAUGAACCGAUGCCAAAAACACCCAGUGAACCAAAGAUGAAUCAGACCAACCACGCGACUCCCUCGAAACCUGUUGACAGAAAACUUCUAAUACAGGAAUACGAACAGAAGUACCAAAGUGGCACAGAAAAGGAAAUAAUAAAUCUCAUAGUAGUUGGUGAGCGUAAUACGUAUUACUUCUGA
Molecule: messenger RNA, 564 nt
Organism: Dibothriocephalus latus
Lineage: Eukaryota; Metazoa; Platyhelminthes; Cestoda; Diphyllobothriidea; Diphyllobothriidae
Source: the annotation of a GenBank genome assembly